Caenorhabditis angaria is the source of this 818-nucleotide messenger RNA. NCBI's taxonomy places the organism in Eukaryota, Metazoa, Nematoda, Chromadorea, Rhabditida, Rhabditidae. The record is from the annotation of a GenBank genome assembly.
AUGGAUUCGCCGGCUUGGAUGUUCACCAAGGCGUUGAGUCAUCGACAAAAGGUUGGUUUUUGAAGUUUGGCGGGAAAAAUUGUGAAAUUUUGUGCCAUUUCAUACAAAAAAUACCGAAAGUUUAGAAUUUUCACUGGUAUUUGAUUAAAAAUUAUUUUUCAUAAUUAUAAAUGGAAAAAUUUAUUUCCAAAUUGAAAUUAUCGAAAUACAGGAAGCCCUUUAUUUAAAAAUUAGUUUUACCUAUUUUUGCACCAAAAAUUACACGUAGUUUUCAAGGAAAAAAAUCACUGUUUCAAAAUUUAUAUGAUUUUUGCAAGUGGAAACUGGAAUUUAAUAGAAGCAAUGUGGAGAUUCCUCAAAAACUAAAUAUAUUAUUUCAGGUUUGCCGCCUUUACAAACGUUGUCUUCGUGAAGUUGAUAAUUGGUAUGGUGGUGAUAAUCUCGAAGUUCGUUUCCAAAAAUGCAUUAUUCGCGCUCGUUUCGACGCAAAUUCGCAAGAAAUCGACACGCGAAAAUCGCAAAUUCUUUUGGCUGAUGGAUGUCGCCAACUUUGGGAGAAACGACACUUCAAACCAUUCCGUUUUGCAUUGGAUCCCGGAGGUAGCAGUUUUGACAGAGAACGCGAAUCUCCUGAUGAAAUUGUUGAUUCGGAUCAAUGGACAUUGGCCGAAAAAGAACAAUUCCCAUAUUAUUUCAAUACACGUGAACAACGCAAAAAAGAAUUGUUGACGCAUUGGGCGAAAAUUGAAAAGGCUUGGGAUGCGGAAAUUGCGGCGAUUCAAACUGAAUUGCCAAAAGCGAAAGAGAUUUCGAAAUAG